UGUGAAGCUUGGACGUCGGAUCCCUCGCGCGGACGUCCUGCAACGUUACAGGAAAGGUUGGCGGCUAUCAUGAUCGCUGGGCUGUUAUGAUUAUCAAUCAGAAAGGGUUCUUCAUUAUAAUAUAAAAGAAAAAAAAUAAAUUCGCGAUAUCCCUCCGUUUGUUCUUACCAGCUUGUGUUUACACUGUAUCACUUUCACUUUGAUCCUUUUUUUUCAACCCUUCAAUGUGGACAAGGACACCGUCGACCUCAUUGACAGCAUCCUCAUCACACCAUUGCGGGCGAUUGCAAAGGUGGUUGCAUACUCAGAAAUUCCGUUUACCUAACCGACCUCUCUUCCCUCCUCCUCCCUCCUCUUUUAUAUAAAGUUUGAAAAUGGACCAUUCAAACCAGCGCUUGCCAGUUCUCCUGACGACCGCUACCGCACCCCACACUCACGAGCUCUCUCGCGCUACCUCGCCCGGCGGCGGACCGCCCGAGUCCAACAUGAACAGUCUCGAAGAUCCAACCAAAAAAGCUCGGAGCCGGCCGCGGACGUACCCCUAUUUCAAAUACCUUCCCUACAAGGUUGAAGAUGAGGCCCAGCGACAACAGAAUCUGGAUGAGAUCCUCAAAUAUCUGUACAUUGCCGUUCAGUCUGGCGAUUUCAACCCUGGCGCUGUCCACUGGACUCGAGAACUGCGAGCCUGGCUUUCUCUGAAAUUCGACCCAACCCGGGAGCAGCGAGCGAAGCUUGUUAAGCUUUACUACGAGCUUACCCUAGCGCCUGGCGUCGAGGCUGCCGUUUCGGAGCGCUUUGCUAGCAUGUUCAUGGUUCUCACAAAGAGAAAGCACUAUUUGCGUCCGGUCAAGGAUAUUAUGCUGGACUGGAAACCCCUCUAUCGAGAAAUAAAAGUGUUCGUUCUUCCUUCUGAAUCAGAACUGGUGCAUUCGACGAGUUCAAAACGUAAUAUAAAAACGUUGACGAAACUGUGUGCCUUUGCACAACUUUAUUUUGACCCCCUUGAGAUCCCGGCAAUGUUAGAAGAAUUUCUUCCUCACUUCACCACCUCGUUCACGGAGGGAGCAUUCGUUGUGGUUGGCUUGAUGAACCUGUUUUUACCCACUUCACCCGGCCCAGAAGACAGAACCGAUCUGUACCCGCAGCACUAUCUCCCCACUUACUUCCACCUUUGGUCCACAGUAAACCGAUCCAGGACCUUUGACGUCAAUUUCCUAGACCUGUUGUCGCGAUUAGCUCGGGAUUGGCUACCCGCCAAUUAUGUUUCAUUCUCAGAAUUUGGUAUUCUUACCUCUGAGCAGACCUCCCUGAUAUUCACAGCAAUCUUGAGACUCCUUGAGAUCCCUGUGGGUCAAGCAACCUCUUCAUACAGUGCUGUAGUUGAUCUGUCCGCGGGACUUGGUAUUAUGCUUGAUAGAGACUCGAGAGGCCACCCAGUUGCCCAUCACAUCGCGAGGUUAAUUGUUAUGUCCCUUUCACCUGCUUGUGUGGAUGCAAGUGAAUCAAUUCUUAGCCUGCUUGAAGGUUUGAUACAAGCAGUGGAGACGUUCUUCCACCCGUCAAAUGCGGGAGCGUGGUCGAAAGGUCUUUCGCAACUAAUCAACUACCUUGCGGAUUUCUUUGUGAUGCGCUGGAACCGGGAAAGGAACGGUGAAAUACAGGUCCCCGCUGAGAGGAAGUUGAAUGAUGCCAUUAAACACCGUUUUGUCUUGUGUCUGCGAGAAGUCACGUUUAUGGGAAUAUACUCGAAGAGCGGAACCGCCAUGAAUUUCUCACUGGCUACGCUCCAGAGCUUGGCAUAUUUGGAGCCUGGUUUGAUACUUCCAGGAGCUUUGCAGCGGAUAUAUCCCUCUAUGCAAGGCUUGGUUGAAGUCCACCGGACUACGUCUUCUCUUCGAUCUCUUCAAGUCCUAUCAAAGAUUAUGAUUCGAACAAAGGGAUUCCGUUGCCACAUUACAACUUUACUCGGCCUGGCAUUGCCUGGCAUCGAUGCAAACGACCUUGAGAAGUCUCUCCAUUCCUUGGCUUUCAUUCAGUCUGUAUGCUACAACAUCCCGUUUGAAGACCUUACCCAAGGACGGGAGGAUGUCAACGGGAAUAUGUUAGCAAUGCAAUGGAUCACCGGAGAACUUGAACGAAUGGAAGAAGAAGGUGCCGCUGUCGAGAUGAACUAUGACACCGAUCUUAGUGACGAAGUGGAAGAGAGGAUAUUGCGAUCAUCGACCACAGGUUUCGGAGAGUUCUUAAUAUCCUUCCUUGGUAGAGUUUUCACUCUGCUGGAAAACCUUCCCGAUGCAGCGCGAGUCCGCAGUGGCUCCCCCGAGGAGAAUGUCCUAAAUACUUUACCCGCAACUUUUACACCGCUCCUUGCUUCCCUAUCUCCAGAAUUAUAUGACGUUGCCCUGCAUAAAAUUGUCGACUUUGUGGCUGAGCAUGUUAUUCACCAAGCUCGAGAUGCUGUGGCAUUUAUUUGCAAUGCACUUUGUAAGGUGAACCCUGAAAAGGCUCUGAAGCGAUUUAUACCACUGUUGAUUCGAUCGAUCCGUACUGAAAUUGAUGAGAAUGGAGCGGCGUCUACGAGAACGACUGGUUCUGAUGUCCUUCCCCGUGACCGUGGUCUCGUUUGGAAUGUCAGCAUGCUUAGCAUGUGCGUCGUACAUGUCGGCAGUGAGGUUUUGAAAUACAAGCAAGAACUCAUCGGCAUUGCCCUGUACAUGCAAAAGAAAUGCAAAGGUAUCCCGACGAUCCAUAUCUCGAAUUUCAUUCAUCACCUUCUCUUGAACCUUACUGUGACAUGUACCGUCGAUCAUGCGCUGUACGAGCCGUCCAUUAUUGAGCGAGGGAUUCAAGUAGAGCAAUGGGGCCAGAGACAGGAUCCCAAAGAGCUCACUAUUAAAUGGCAUGUUCCACAGCGGGGAGAGAUUGAAUUUGCCGUGGAACUAUUCACAUCUCAGAGCGAGAAUGCGUUGGAACAACUCACGAACUUGACUAGUGAAAACUCAAGAAUCAAACGAGAUGGGAGCGGCAAGGAUUGGUCCGAUGAGGUAACGAGGAAUAUCAUACUUCUUCGAUUGAUCAUCUCAGGCAUCUCCGCACUGUUCAAUAACCGCAUUGCCUCCAGUAACAAGUCGGCAGAUUCCGAUGUCGAUAUGGCUGAUGCGGACGACUCCGGUGAGCUUCUUCAACAGAGCGAUCCGGAUUCAGCCCUUGAUACCUCGGAUGAAGCAACGAUUAGACGUACCUUCACUUAUCCAACCGGGUAUAGUCUGACGGAUGAUGAUCCACUCUGUAUUAAGCUACACGAUAUUAGGGAGCGAAUUGGGCAAGUGCUGCAUAAUGUGCAUAGGUUUUUGGUUGAAAAGCAGGAAGACGACGUUUCAUGCUUUUCGCCCCUAUAUACCGCCUAUCGCUCAUGGUUUGUGGAUGUCGGGAUCGAAAGAUCUGCACACGUACUUGACCGGGUCACCAAGUUGUUAUCUGCUGACGCUUAUCCUUACAAGAUGAGUGGCGUCAGGAAAGACUACCCACGUCCCCUCCUUGUUCGCCGCGCCAAUGUAUACCAUUGGCAAAGACUUCGACACAAUGCAGCUCCUCGGCCACGAUCUAAGCUAGAUGAAACGCUAUUGCUGGACCUAGCAGAGUCGAGCGUCUCCUUGUAUACCGACAUUAGGAGAAAUGCACAGGCCGCUGGUGAAUCGGCUCUCAAAGCAGUUUGGGGCUCACGUCUUCUUAUCAUCCCGCCACUUAUUCAAGCCUUGCAGACUGCCAUAAAACAAAACGACCACCCUCGCAUAAAAGGGGCGCUGUACUCACUGCUUUAUAGCAGCUUAGCCAAAACAUUAGGUCGUCACUGGAAAUAUACGCCAUCACUGAUCAGGCUGUUUAUUGAGGCGAGCGCGGUCGAUAAGCCAUCGGUACAGAAGGUUUGCAACAGUGCACUGUACCAAAUUAUUGAAUAUGGGCGCGAUACGGACAGGAUGGCUAUCCUUGAUAAGGAUAUUAUCGGUUCCAUUGCUCCCGCAGAAAGCGUUGACGACCUUAUUGCGAAGAAGAAAGAAAGCCUCCAAAAGAAGCGCAUUUUAAUUGAGAGCAAAAAGGCCGAUUUGGCAGAUGAACUUGUGAAUCUGGCAAGGGAGUCUCACUGGAAAAAAGCCAGCCGCACGGCUGCCAUCGUUAUUGGCAUGGGCUUACGCUUCGACAACGUGGCAAGUGAGAAUCUUAUCAAUCUCAUAGUGUCUGGCGCAAUCGAUUCCCACCCCGGUCUAAGAGGGAUGUAUUCACAAACAAUGGUUGCCAUCUUCACAAUGAUUGAUGUCAGAGCAGCAUGCAGCCAUAAGUAUGAAGAUUAUAUCCUGGGAAAGCAGUAUUAUCCUGCGAAGAUCCAGGUUGCCACAAAACGAGAGGAUCCACAUUGGACUGAAGAUUUCCUUGCUAGCUUUGCCAAACCGGAUGCUGAAUAUUAUGUGGACCACGAAAACCCUGGUUGGCUGGUUUGGGAUAAGACGAUGCCGGCGUACAAGCCAAAUAUGACGCGCGAUCUCCAAUAUGACGACCUUGAAUGGGAUGUUCGGAAAUGUAUGGGCAGUCUAUUUGACCGCCGGUGGUUUUCUGCCUUCUUUGGCUAUUUGAAGCAAGAGCCAAGGGAUGUUUCGGCGGAUAAGUUCCGCAUGUCCAGCGCGAUGACUCUGCUCUAUGUUUUUCAACUUAUGACUCGCGAUGAUCUCACAAAAGCGACAUUUGAAGAGAUAAAGGAAGAAAUCGCUGCUGUUUUCGAAGAUGGUAGCGACAAACAUCAACAUCGCGCAACCGCAGAAAUCCUGGCGGCGUUGAUAGGGUCAGUUGCAGACAGCAGUGUGGAGCGACGUACAAAAGUAUGGGAAUAUGCUUUUCCAAUCAUUCAGAAGAUAUUCUCGGACGGAUUAACUCCGGAAAACUCAUCAUACUGGACUCAAUUUGUCCAUAUGAUCUUCCAAUGUCGAGAUCCACGAAGAGCCUGGCCGUUGAUAGAUUGGCUCGCCAGUUUCCGACUUGAUAUGAGCUCCAACGCAGCGUUUAAAGAAAGUUCUAAGAUCAAUUUGCUUCACCAAUGUAUCUUGGAUGCUGGCUGGCACUUCCAGCUCGAAAAGCCGAUAGUGGAAGACUUCCUUUCGCAUCUUGACCAUCCAUAUAAAGGAGUACGUGAUGCGGUUGGCCGGACGUUAGCAUCUAUCUUCCGCACAAGAUACCAUGAAUCUUAUCCUGAUAUCGAUAAGCUGAUCAUCUCUCAAAAAGAGGCAUCUUCUAUUGGUAGCCGUGCCUAUCAACCCACCAAAGAGUUUUCAAAUAUGGUCUAUGGCGUCUUCAAUCGCCUUGAAAAGUGGCGUCAUGAAAGGACUCCUGGCCAACAAACCCCUUCAUCUUACACUUCUGGCUGCAAGACUGUUCUCCUCUGGCUUGAUGGCACACUUUCGUCUUAUGAAUGCACUCAACUGCUCCCCUUCUUCCCCCAGCUUUUCAUUGAACAGCUUCUGCAUAUGAUGGAUGUGAAAGAGGACCCUGAACUUCAGUCACUGGCAUACCAUGUAUUCAGACAUCUGCCGAACGUUCCACACCCUGCUGGAGAAGACUCGGAGUUCGUUGAUACUCUUAUUCGAAUUGGUCGUACAUCCCAGUCGUGGCAUCAGCGGUUGCGUGUCAUGAUCAAUAUGCAAAUUAUUUACUUCCGGCGUUUGUUCCUCCUUUCCAAGGUUGACCGUGAAAAGCUUUUUGAUUGCGUUGCAAACAUGCUUGAGGACCCGCAGCACGAGGUGCGAGCGGGUGCUUCUGCGACAUUGUCUGGGAUGAUUCGCUGUUCCCCCGUUGCUCUUCGAAAUGAGAUGGUUUUGAAACUUCGUGAUCGAUUCACUAAAUCUCUGAUUCAACAUCCUUUGCCCAAAAAGCCGCGCAUUUAUACAUCUGGAUUUUCAUCCGCGACUUCAACUGGCACCAGCACGCCGACCCCUGAACAUACUCGUUUAGUUAUCACAAGACAUGCUGCAGUUCUCGGACUUGGUGCACUGAUCCAGGCAUUCCCCUAUACUAGUCCACCUCCGCCAUGGAUGCCCGGUGUAUUGAUUACAUUAAGCACCAAAGCGGCUGGUGACCCGGGUAUUGUCGGCCAGAGCGUAAAGUCUAUCAUCAGUGAAUUCAAGAAGACGAGACAAGAUACAUGGCAUAUCGAUGUGAAGGCUUUUGAACCUGAUCAAGUUGAAGACUUGGCCGGUGUUUUGUGGAAGAGUUAUUUUGCAUGAAUGUAUCAAUCCGGCUGAUUUGAGAUUUAAAAAUUCCAUAUUACAGACGAUGCUUUUACGACAGGUUUAUGGUUUCAACAUUGAAAAGGACUAUAUGUGCAUUUUGCGACUUUCUAGGUAUUUUUUUAAUGCUUUUAGGGCGAAUCUGGUCACCAACAUCUGGACCGUUAGUUACUCUCAGCCAGUUGCAAGGACUCGAGUUCAUCUAUA
Coccidioides posadasii C735 delta SOWgp is the source of this 6479-nucleotide messenger RNA. RefSeq lists its product as uncharacterized. NCBI's taxonomy places the organism in Eukaryota, Fungi, Ascomycota, Eurotiomycetes, Onygenales, Onygenaceae. Gene Ontology annotation, biological process: proteasomal ubiquitin-independent protein catabolic process. Gene Ontology annotation, molecular function: proteasome binding; peptidase activator activity. Gene Ontology annotation, cellular component: nucleus; cytosol. The record is from RefSeq and is a predicted model, not a curated record.